Didymodactylos carnosus is the source of this 1818-nucleotide messenger RNA. The record is from the annotation of a GenBank genome assembly. Lineage: Eukaryota; Metazoa; Rotifera; Eurotatoria; Philodinida; Philodinidae.
AUGAUUGAAACUCUCCCUGGACCUCCACCAGUAUCAAGAGCUCAUCGCAUGCUACCACAAAGACAAGACGAAAUGUACAAAAUCGUACAAGACUUAAUUAAAUCUGGUCAUGUUCGCCACUCAACAUCAAAUUAUGCUUCACCAGGUUUCCUAACGGCUAAAAAAGACGGCAAAUGGAGACUAGUAGUCGAUUAUAAGAAAUUGAAUGCAAUUACAAAGAAGGACAACAAUCCACUUCCGAAUAUGGAAGAAACUAUUCAACUUCUUGGAGGCGGUUAUUCAUAUUUUUCGAAGUUGGAUCUCAAAUCUGGAUUUUUUCAGAUUCCAAUUCGUGAGGAAGAUCGUCAUAAAAUAGCGUUUAUAACUCCAUUCGGUCUUUAUGAAUUCACUGUUUUGGCACAGGGUUUAAAGAACUCUCCUCCCACAUUUCAACAUGUAAUGUCAAAAUUAUUGGAAUCCUGUAGAAAGUUUUCAAUGGUCUAUCUUGACGACAUUAUAAUAUUUUCAAAAUCAUACGAAGAACAUAUUGAUCAUUUAAACCAAGUAUUAAUUCAAUUAGAUGAAAGUAACAUCCUCCCAAGAAUAACACCGUUACAUGAAAACAUUAAAGCAAUAUUAGAAUUAAAAGAACCAUGUACACUAAAACAAGCCAACAAGUUUAUCGGUGGUAUUGCUUGGUAUUGGAAGUUUAUACCUAAAUUUUCCACAGUUGCAGCUCCUAUCCAUGCAGUUACAAAUCUAACAAAAGUCAAUCAUCACAAAUUCCGCUGGAAAAAAGAGCAAUCUGAUGCAUUCCAUGAAUUAAAACGAUUAUUAACAUCGGAACCUUUAUUUCUUGCAUUUCCAGUUGAUUCUGAACCAAUGAUUUUAUUUACUGAUGCAUCUGGUGUUGGUGUAGGUGGCGUUUUACAACAGAAAAUUAAUGGACAAAUGAGAAAUUUGUAUUAUCAUUCACAAUUAAUUACACCAGCUCAGAAAAAUUACGAUACCAUCGAAAAAGAAGCCUUAGCUAUCUGGGUGUCGGUCCAUAGGAUGCGGCCCUAUUUAUUAGGAAGAUCAGUUAUAAUUUAUACCGAUCAUUGUCCAAUUUGCAAGAUGACCACAAAAACUAUUAAAAAUAAACGAGUUGAUCGUUUAUCGAUCCUGUUGCAAGAAUUUAACAUUGAACAAGUGAUUCACAUCAAAGGUCAUCACAACUGUUUACCAGACUACUUGUCACAUCAGCCAGUUACACAUGAUGAAGAUGAGUUUUUCGAUCAGGAUUAUGGAAUUCAGUCAAAACCAUUAGUUAGCAUUACAACACGCUCAAAAACCAGAGCUUUUCAGCAACAAUCAGCUCCAGCACCAGCAGCUUCAGGUCCGCAACAAACAGUCGAUUUAGGUCCACAUAAAGAUCACGAUUCAUCUAAAAAUCAAGAUCAAAAUGUCCCAAAAUAUUCAUCAAAUCAUUUUGAUAUUAGACACUUAAAAGAAGAACAAGAUAAAGACCCGGCUAUUCAACAAAAAAUUAAACAACUAGAACAGAAUCCCAAAAAUCAAAAUUAUUUAUACGAAGACGGUAUUUUGUAUCGCAUGAUCUCAAGAAAAGAUAAUGGAAGAAAUUCAAAACUUAUUUAUCUACCAUCAUCGAUGAUUAAAACAAUUCUAAAAGCUUAUCAUGAUGAUCCAUUUACCGGACGACAUUUUGCUGCCAAUCGCACGUUUCAGAAAUUAAAACAUCAAUAUUGGCGGCCGAACAUGAAAUAUGUAAUCACUCAAUAUAUCAGCGCAUGUCUUCCAUGUCAGCAAAAUAAUCACAAUCGUCAAAAGAAACCAUGA